This is a messenger RNA of Eublepharis macularius, 1968 nucleotides long. It is a transcript of the gene VDAC1, whose product is annotated as voltage dependent anion channel 1. Gene Ontology annotation, molecular function: voltage-gated monoatomic anion channel activity. The transcript is spliced from 9 exons. The record is from RefSeq and is a predicted model, not a curated record. Lineage: Eukaryota; Metazoa; Chordata; Lepidosauria; Squamata; Eublepharidae. Bases 161 to 1129 code for a protein of 322 amino acids. Gene Ontology annotation, biological process: monoatomic anion transmembrane transport. Gene Ontology annotation, cellular component: mitochondrial outer membrane.
CGCAAGAGCCCGGCCUCGCGCGUGCCACCCUCCCUGGCGCUCAGCCUAUCCGCAGCCGGGGGGGCAAGCGAGCGAGCGGCGGCGGCUCAGUCACGUCCCUGUGACCGCCCGGGAGCGUCCGUCUGCCUGAGUGCCAGUGCCGGGCUUGGCUGCGCUCGCUAUGCUGGCCUCCGCGCAGGGAAGAUCCGCCCCGUUCCAGUCCUCCCCCGCCGCCGCGCCAGCUGCCACUCAUCAGACGCCUUGCUGCAGCCACGGAAAAAGCCGGGAGAGCGAGAAAAUGGCUGUUCCUCCUGCUUAUGCUGACUUAGGAAAAUCUGCCCGAGACAUCUUUACCAAGGGAUAUGGAUUUGGGUUAAUAAAGUUGGAUUUAAAAACAAAAUCUGAAAAUGGUUUGGAAUUCACAAGUUCAGGUUCAGCAAACACAGAAACAAGCAAAGUUACUGGAAGUUUGGAAACCAAGUACAGAUGGACAGAAUAUGGCUUGACUUUCAUAGAGAAAUGGAAUACUGACAACACACUAGGCACAGAGAUAACUUUAGAAGAUCAGCUUGCACGUGGACUGAAGCUGACCUUUGACUCCUCAUUUUCUCCUAACACUGGAAAGAAGAAUGCUAAAGUUAAGUCUGGAUACAAACGAGAACAUAUCAACUUGGGAUGCGACAUGGAUUUUGAUAUUGCAGGUCCAUCAAUACGUGGUGCCUUUGUCUUUGGCUAUGAAGGUUGGCUGGCCGGCUACCAAAUGACUUUUGAAACAGCGAAAUCCAGAAUAACUCAGAGUAACUUUGCUGUAGGCUAUAAGACUGAUGAAUUUCAGCUUCACACCAAUGUGAAUGAUGGUACAGAAUUUGGAGGUUCUAUUUAUCAAAAGGUGAACGAUAAAUUGGAAACUGCUGUCAAUCUUGCUUGGACAGCUGGAAACAGCAACACUCGCUUUGGAAUAGCUGCCAAAUAUCAAAUUGACCCAGAUGCAUCUUUCUCAGCUAAAGUGAAUAAUUCCAGCUUGGUUGGUUUAGGAUAUACUCAGACUUUAAAACCAGGUAUCAAAUUGACAUUGUCAGCGUUGUUGGAUGGGAAGAAUGUCAAUGCAGGUGGCCACAAACUAGGUCUAGGACUGGAAUUUGAAGCAUAAAAAAGGGAUUAUACCACUGGUAAUUCUGAGAUGCUUUACAGCAUAGCUACCUUCUGAAUUUAGUGUACUUUUCAAUGUUUUAUGUCCGGGAUGCAAUUAUUGCCAUGUAUCAGUCCUGUUGAACCUGGUUAAAGAUAGCUAAGUUUCAAAAUGUGUGUUUCCGGGGAAGAAUAAUAUGUUUUCUGUGGUUCCAGACUUCUUGGGAAUGUUUGUGGGAUGUAACUAUUAUAUGAAGGUCUGCUUCUGUCCUUUGCUGAGGAUAACAGUUGCUGUAAAAGAAGUUCAUGCUAUAAAAAUGUCAAUCCACUACAGCGUCUAGGAAAUGCACUUUCCUGCCAUUGAAUGAUCAGGCUUUGUUCUGUGAUGGAGUGUGCAAAUUGGUUUGAAAAGGGACUGCUUAGGCUGAUGCAUCAUACACUGUUUAAGUCUUACUUUAGUACUCCCUCUUACACCUACAGCUCUUUUUACACCAACAGCUUGUCCUUGGAGUGCAUUAGAGUGUUCACUUUGUAUAACUUUAGCGUGUAGAAAGUAUGAUGUGAUUCAGCCAAUAAAAUUCACAUCCUGUGUUGUGGUUCCUUUCCCUUGUACUAAUUAUGGAAAAGCUUGAACGACACAGCCCUGAACAAGGAAGUCUUUGUAAUCGUAAUCACCUAGUGGCAUUGCAUUAAACGAAAUGGACUUUGUUUUAUCUUUUUUUUUUUUUUUAGCAGUAAUGAGUACAUUUUCAGUCUUCCAUUUGUGUGUAUGUGUGUGUGGAAGUAGACCCCUCCCCCAUGCUGUACUGGACACCACUUAAAAUUGAAAAAACCCGACUUGAAUAAAACAUUGAAACUUCA